Molecule: messenger RNA, 1085 nt
Organism: Belonocnema kinseyi
Lineage: Eukaryota; Metazoa; Arthropoda; Insecta; Hymenoptera; Cynipidae
Product: oocyte zinc finger protein XlCOF20-like
Exons: 2
Coding region: 173-913 (246 amino acids)
Biological process (GO): regulation of transcription by RNA polymerase II
Molecular function (GO): RNA polymerase II cis-regulatory region sequence-specific DNA binding; zinc ion binding; DNA-binding transcription factor activity
Source: RefSeq, a predicted model, not a curated record
CUCAGCAUCGCAUAGUAGAAGUAAUGGAGUUUCGGGUCAUCAAAUUCAAAAGCAAUUCGAGUGCCCUAAUAAAUGCGGGUCUUCUUUCGACCACGCAUUCAAUAUUUCAAGACACUUGCGUAAAUCAUGCAAUAAAGUAAAUCUCGAUAAAAAAUUAAAAUUUGAGCAAAAAAUGUACAAAGAAGUUUCACCUAAGACGAAAAGAUUUCCUUGUCCGAAUAACUGCGGUCGUUCUUUUAAUUUCAAACACACUUUGGAAGACCACAUUCGCACAGUUUGUGGAAAAAUGCGAUUCGCGUGUCCCUAUUGUUCUAAACAAUGCAGGAAAAAUUGGAGUGCUUCUCUACAUAUAAAAUAUCGUCAUCCUGGACGCAAAAAUUACGUAAUUGAUCUUUUUAAAAGAAAAGAAGCUAAAGAAAGUUUAAAGAAGAAAGAUAACACGGAUAUUGAAGUAGUAGAAAUUGAUGACAAUGAUGAUCCAUCUGGUUCAAGAAAUUCGAAUUUACCAGUGGAAGAAAACAAUUGUCCUUUUUGUGGAGAAUUUUUUCAGGAUUCUUUAAACUUAGGCAUGCAUAUAAAAUAUGAUCAUCUUUACAAUCCAGUAGACGAAGAAGAGGAAAUUGAUGAUUCGAGGGAACAGCAGGAACAAACUGAAGAUUCGCGACAUUUUAACGAAGACCUUCGAGAAAAUCUAAUGGUGCGUAUCUGGCGAUUCCUGUCGACGAUUAUGAUGCAAGUACUGGAAAAUAUCACUGUCCAAAUUGCAAAAGCGGCUUUGGAAAAAGGGAAUCUAUGCUGUCUCACUUUAGGCACGAAUGUGGAAAACCUCCUCGAUUCAAAUGUCCCUACUGCUUUUUGUGUUCAAAAAAAACUUCGAACAUCUAUAAGCAUAUUAGAAAAAUUCACCCCAUGAACCCAGUAACACUUGAAAAACUUUACUGAACCAUAAACUGAAAUAAUAAGACAAUAAAUUGUAUAUUUUCUAGAUAAAUAUUCUUCAUCGAAUCUUCAUUAUGUGUAUAUAUAAAUAAAAUAUUGUAACCAGUACGUGUAUAUUUUAUAAAAUAAAUAAUUUUUAAAUUUAA